AUGCCAACAGGAACCGGCAAAACUGUGUGUCUUUUAUCUUUGAUUCUAUCUUACAUAAAAGCUAAAAAGCCAAAUUAUAAGCUGAUAUAUUGCACUCGUACCAUUGUUGAGAUGGAAAAGACUCUAGAAGAAUUGAAAUUCAUUCUAGACCAGAGAGACUAAGACUUUUCUAGUGAGAGCAUGGAUGAUGGCGUCUUUUCAGAAUAAGAAAUGGAAGCUUUAAAGUCACCAGUAUUGGCUCUAUGUCUAAGCAGCAGAAGAAAUAUGUGUAUUCAUAAGGAGGUAUCCAAGGAUGACGAUAGAGAAAGAGUGGAUAGCAAGUGUCGUCAGUUGACAGCUUCCUGGGUCAGAGAAGAAGCUUUGCAAAAAAGAAGUUAAGAUAACCUGUUUUUACAGACUGAAGCAACUGGAGGGAAAAUGAUGACUAACUUGGUUACAGACAUCGAAGAUUUAUACAAGAAUAAUAGACUGUGCUAAUUCUAUGAGAACUUCUGGAACAAGGCUGACUCGUUUAGUAUUCCUAAGGGAGUAUACACCUUGGAUGAUUUAAGGCAAUUUGGAGGAAAAAACAAAAUGUGUCCAUACUUUUUGGCCCGUCACUUUCUGCUUCAGGCAAACAUUAUAGUCUAUAACUAUGCCUAUAUGCUAGAUCCCAAGAUUAGCAAUCUAGUCAGUAAGGAAUUGCAAAAGGAAUGCGUUAUUGUGUUUGAUGAGUGUCACAACAUAGAUAACGCUUGCAUCGAAGCCUUCAGUUUAAAUAUCAACAGAAAGACAUUAGAACUUGCCAGCAAUAAUCUUAGAAGGCUAGAGGAAAUGGUGAAAGCAGAGAAGCAGUCCAGUACUUCAAGACUUUAGCAAGAGUAUGAGAAGCUAAUUAAAGGAUUGGUAUUUGAGAAUAAUCAGACUAUUAAUCUAUCCGAGAAAGAAUUGCUCUCUCAUCCCUUAUUGGAGUAAGAUGUGCUUAAGGAGGCAGUGCCUGGUUCUAUAAGAAAGGCUGAGCACUUUAUAAAUUUUUUAAGAAGAAUCAUUGUGUGCUUGAAAGAAGAGUUGAAAUCUAGAGAGGUGAAGAUUCAGACUCCCCUAUAACUAAUGUAUACCUUUUAGGAUAAGUAUUUCCUUGACCAGAGAUCUUUGAAGUUUGCUCAUGAUAGGUUAUCAUCUCUGAUGAACACUUUAUAGAUUGCCGCUGUGGAUGAAUUCUAGCCUAUAAACAUAGUAGCAGAUUUCGCCACUCUCCUAUCAACUUACUACAAGGGCUUCACAGUGAUAAUAGAGCCCUAUCCUUAGGAUAACAUGAUUUAUGACCCUCUGCUUUAGUUCUACUGUCUUGAUGCAAGUAUAGCAACAAAGCCACUAUUCGCUAGAUUUAGAAACGUUAUCCUUACUAGUGGAACUAUUUCACCUCUUGAAAUCUAUCCUAAAAUGCUUGACUUUUAACCAAAAGUUAUGAAGGCAUUCAAAAUUUUCCUACCGAGAAAUGCUAUUUAGCCUCUUAUAGUAACCAAGGGUGUGGAUUAGCUAUAAAUCUCAUCUAAAUUUGAUGAAAGAGAGAAUCAAGGUAACAUUAGAAACUAUGGAAACCUUCUUAUUGAGCUGUCCUCCGUAGUGCCUGAUGGCAUAGUCUGUUUCUUCACCAGUUAUAAGUAUAUGGAACAUAUCAUCAUUAAAUGGGACGAAAUGGGAAUUCUUUAAAAGGUAAGAGAAAACAAACUCAUCUAUAUCGAGACUAAGGAUCAUUUUGAAACUAUUCUUGCUCUUGAAAACUACAAAUAGGCUUGUGAUAAUGGAAGAGGAGCAGUCUUCUUUUCCAUAGCCAGAGGAAAGGUCUCUGAGGGAGUUGAUUUUGCUGGCCACUAUGGACGUUGUGUGAUCAUGUUUGGUAUUCCUUAUCAAAACACUCUCAGUAGGAAUCUGAAAGCAAGAAUGCAAUUUUUGAAGGAAAACUUCGCAAUCAGAGAAAAUGACUUCCUGACUUUUGACGCAAUGAGACAAUGCUCUUAAUGUGUAGGAAGAGUACUCAGAAGUAAGUAUGAUUAUGGGUUGAUGAUAUUUGCGGACAAGAGAUAUUCUAGAAGCGAUAAGCAGGAUAAAUUCCCCAUUUGGAUUAGAGAUUAGCUGACACUUGACAAUCAAAAUAUAUCAGUGGACAUUGCGAUUAAUAAGGCUAAUAGUUUCUUCAAGGAAAUGGGCCAGCCUUUCAUAAUGCCUUUGUCCAUGCUAUAUAACAGCGAUUAAUUAAUGAAAAUGAACUAGCAGAUUAUGGCAAAGAAAAGCAGUCAAAGUAAGCACAUAAGUAAUGGAGUGAUCCAAGCUACCACUGGAGCAAUGUAAAUGAUAUAAAUCAAUAACGAUUUUUGA
This is a messenger RNA of Stylonychia lemnae, 2358 nucleotides long. Lineage: Eukaryota; Ciliophora; Spirotrichea; Sporadotrichida; Oxytrichidae. The record is from the annotation of a GenBank genome assembly.